Phytophthora nicotianae INRA-310 is the source of this 357-nucleotide messenger RNA. RefSeq lists its product as hypothetical. The transcript has a single exon. NCBI's taxonomy places the organism in Eukaryota, Oomycota, Peronosporomycetes, Peronosporales, Peronosporaceae. Bases 1 to 357 code for a protein of 118 amino acids. The record is from RefSeq and is a predicted model, not a curated record.
AUGGCAAGUUCUAACGUCGACCAAGCUCUUCCCAACGCUUUCUUCGCGUUUUUCGAAUGGUGCCAGGAGCAAUGCUGGUGGGAUCGCCUAGAUGAGGCUGCCCGCUAUCUGAGGAACUGGGUCCUCAUUCGGCGAAACGACACCUCAUGUACUGCUGACGCAAUCAAUCGGCCGCUUGACGUGGUACAGCAAGCCCGCAUCACCGAGGCUCGUCUCAUUGGGGCGCCCGCACAAAAUGAUGAUACCUGCGAGCACGAGUGGGUGCUGCCUUUUGGUAUGAACCGUCGAGGUCUUCCUACGUUCCAGAUGCGCACCAUUUUGGAUGACGAGUGGGUCGAUGGAAGAGUGGUUUUCUAA